AUGGAGGCUACUGAAGUGCAGGGCGAUCGGAAGAUCCCUGUCACGCUGGUAACAGGCUUUCUUGGUAGCGGGAAGACCACCUUCAUCCAGCGCCUGCUGAAAGAGCGCCAUGGCAUGCGCAUCGCGGUGCUGCAGAACGAGUUUUCGCCCGAAAUGGGCAUAGAGAAGCCCGUGUUGAGCGCUGGCGGAGCUUCAGUGUUCGAGUUGCCCAACGGUUGCCUGUGUUGCAGCAUGAAGGACGGCAUCGUGGAAGCCGUGGAGUCCAUUUUGCAGUUUCGCUGCGACUUCGACUGGCUUGUAGUGGAAGCGGCCGGCAACGUUGACCCCUUGGAGUUGGCUUCAAACUUCUGGCUCGACCCGGAGAGCCCCCUGCUGUUGGACGGCGUCCUGUCGGUGACGUGCCCAGCGGUUAUACAGGCCGUGCUCAGUGGCGCCAACAACAACGCCGCCCCGUCCCCUAACAAUCGCAAAAUCAAAGAUGGGGAUAUUGAAGCCCCAAAGUUGCUUGAGGAGUGCACGGCGGCUCCUAUAAGGGGCACCGAUGACGCCGGUGCACCCACUCGGCCUUCAGGUGACCGGCGAUUCAAACUCUUGGGCAAUGAGACUCUGGACGACAAAAACAUGCUGAAUUUGAUGCGCAAACAGCUCAGCGUUGCGGAUGUGAUCAUAAUCAACAAGAUCGACGAGCUAGAUUGUCAUUUUGGAGAUGGCCAUCAGAGCGGUGCCGAAGCCUCGGCGGCCCAGAUGCAAAAUGGCGGUUCCGGAUCGAUUUCUUCCGUUUUCGCCGAUUUCACUUCCAUGCUCAAGGACAUGAACCCUACAGCAAAAGUACUUAAAACGAGCUUCUGUAACGUCGAUUUCGAGUCUGUGAUGAACCUGCAAAUGUUCGCCGCCUCGCGCAUCAUGACCUUCCUCUCCGAAGGCCACCACGACCACCAUCACCCCCGCAAUGGGGACCAUUCAUCCUCUAACGUCUUCAUAAAAAGUCAAGGGGUCUAUUCGUUGGAUUAUGUCAACACCUUCGUGUCACAUUUACUUUGGGAGUCCGGUGCAACAGUUUACAGGUGCAAAGGCAUUUUCAAAGCUCGUAAGGACUGCCCCAUGGUAACUGACGCCGAUGGAGCGACUUCAGUCUUCCAAUUGCAGGGCGUCGGCAUGUUGUUUGAGAUUAGCGAGACGGAGGUCGCAGAUUUGGACGACAAUCGAUUCUUGUUCAUCGGCCCCGGUAUUGAUGCCGACAAGAUCCGGAAUGCGCUACAGCUUCCUCCGGAUACGGCAUCAGAGAACCUCUGA
Messenger RNA from Babesia bigemina, 1293 nucleotides. Its product is annotated as CobW/P47K domain containing protein, putative. The record is from RefSeq and is a predicted model, not a curated record. NCBI's taxonomy places the organism in Eukaryota, Apicomplexa, Aconoidasida, Piroplasmida, Babesiidae. The transcript is spliced from 3 exons. Gene Ontology annotation, cellular component: cytoplasm. The coding region runs from base 1 to 1293 and encodes 430 amino acids.